Naegleria gruberi is the source of this 2928-nucleotide messenger RNA. RefSeq lists its product as uncharacterized. The coding region runs from base 1 to 2928 and encodes 975 amino acids. The transcript has a single exon. The record is from RefSeq and is a predicted model, not a curated record. Lineage: Eukaryota; Heterolobosea; Eutetramitea; Acrasida; Naegleriidae.
AUGAACCAAUUGCCCACUUCAAAUAAUAAAAAGUUCCCUUCGGAAGCAUCAUUCACCCACAAAAAACAAGAGCAACAUGAUGACAUAACUUCCCAGCACCAACAACAAAAGAACAUUAAACCACCUUUCAAGAGUACCGACUCUAUGGUGAAUCAUCACGGAUCAACAACAGAUGAUGAUAGUAGUUAUGUUUCCUCACCCGAUAAUAAUAAUUGUGAAGCCAACAAUGAUACGAAUAAUAACAAAUUUAAUGUCCAAAAUCAGCAAACAACAACUACCUUUUUACGUAGAACAUUGGAACCUCAUUCCUCUUCUUCCUCCGAACAUCAUAUUAAUGAAGAGUAUGCAGAGGAUUCAUCAUACAGUGGAAUUAGUAGUGUAAAUAGUCAAGAGGAUUCAUCUUCCCCUGGUUGUCUUCCUCCAAUGAGAGAAGGUGUUGCUAAUAGAAUGAAUGGAACGAUGGGAUUUGGUAGAUUUGCUCUCCAAAGACAAGAUUCAAAGGAUUUACUUUGUACAAAACCUCCAAAAGCCUACAAGAAUAGUUGUCUAUCAUCAGAAACAAACAAGCAUCAACAACAACAAAUACCACAACAGAAUACAAAUCUAAAAUUCACCAAAGCAAUACCCAAUCAUCCGCAAAACAACAAGUGUACUACAACAAGUAUUGGUAAUUUAAAUGAUGAAGAAACGAUCCAAGAAGAAUCAUCUCCUGAUUUUAUGGAUAAGUCCAAUUCCAAGCAACGAAAAGCCUUCCCCCUCACUACUAGAAACAAACAACCCUACAAGAUGUUUCAAUCCUGUCCAACCAAUAUUAAUUGUAGAAACUCUCCAACAACAUCAGUGCUCACACUCAUGGUAAAACAAUCAAUUUCUGUUCCGUAUGAUAUGGAAGCUAUGAAGAAUCAUUCACAAUCACAUCAUGUUUCUAAUCAAACGUAUGAUAGUAGUGUAUUUGAGUUGGAGCAAGGUUUGAAAGAUGGUUUUUUGAAUAAUUUAAAAGUGUGGACAAACAUCUUGUCCUUUUUGGAGGAAUAUGAAGUUCUGUGGAAUAUUAGACCAACUUGUAAUUUAUUUUGUACAUAUUCGUUUGCCUAUGAAAGAUUAUACAAGACAUCUUUUGUUGUGAAACAUGAUCUUUUGGAUAGAGAAGAGCUUAAAAGAUUAACUAUUCAUAAUUUAAUCAAAUUACCAAAUUUGAACGAGUUGAUAAUCUCAAAACUGAACUCAGAAUUGAUUACCUAUGAGGACAUUAAGGAAGUUUGCUUGAGGGAGCUUUUGGAGAAUGAUAUCAAGCUGGAAAAGAUUGAUAUAGAUUGUCAUCUAGAUCAAGCAUUCUUUGAACUUUUAAAACAGACAAAAUCACUCGCACAUUUAAAGUCUCUAAAAGCUAAGAGUAUUACCAGAUACCUCAUUACCAACUGUACAAAUGUUGAAAAGUCGAGAAGAGAAUUGGUUCAAUAUUUGGCAGCUUGUAAAAAUCUUGAGAGCUUGGAAUUUACAUUCCUUGCUCAAUUUGAUGACGAUUUAAUUCCACUGCUUAAAGAGUGUAGUAAGAAAGAACUUUACAAAGGAUGCUGGAUGCCAUCGCAUUUGAAACAUCUCGCAUUUGUUGUCUCAACAGUUUCUGUAGAGAACAUGAAGCUUGUAGUGACAUGUUGUCCAAAUUUGGAGAGUUUAAAGAUUGCUUGCUCGUUGACGCAUCACCAGACUCAUGUGGUUAAUGGUUCAACAGUUAUUAAUCAUGACGAGUCGAAUGAAAUACAUGCAUUGGAGAUUAUUGGAAAUUUGAAAAAUUUGACCCAUCUGGAUCUUACUAAUCCAAUUUUAACGAAUAGAACUUUGAAUUAUUGGAUUAAGUGCGAUAUGCCAAGUCGUUUAAAAGUUUUAAGGUUAAAUGGAAAUUCACUAUUAGAAUUGCACAGAUUCUCAAUAAUUAACGGUGAUAUAUUUACUAACAAGGACCUUCCUCAUGGAGUAUCAAAAGAACAAUCAGAUAUGGCAAUUCGUAAUGUGGAGGCGAAUACGUGUUCUUUUGAUGAAAUGGAAAUGUUCUUGAGAAAAUUACACAUGUCCAAGGAAAUUGAUAUUGAUCUCACAGUACUUCUUUCAAAUCUUGAUAUUGGAUCGCCUUCUAAUGAUAUUGAUUUAUCAUUCCUUGGAAGCGCCCUGUUCUUCCCUCACCUUGAGAAGCUUUCCAUUUCAGGAUUCACUUCUACAAUGAAGAAUGUCAUACCAUUUGUUUCUGGAAUUUCAGCACAACCAAGCAAAAUUUCCCAACUAUCUCUUCACAGUCAAAUGUUAGGAGAAGAUCAAAUGUACAUUCUACCAAAAUUAUCAAACCUCAAAAGCUUAACAUUAAGCCUCUCAAUGUUCAAUGUAAUGAUCAAAUUCCCAUCAGAAAAUUUGACAAAACUGUUCAUCUAUUAUCAAGAUUUUACAUACAUGAAUUUGUCUUCCUUGUUAGAGCAAGCACUACGCCCAUUAGAAAAACUCAGAGUUUUAGUCAUUGGUUCAAUAGAUAGGAGAGCUUAUUGUAGAUCGAGAUGUUUGACAACAAGCAGAUCAACAGUUAAUAAUUAUUUAGAGGAAAUUACAAAAGCUAUUAGGGUUAGAGCAAACAGUUUGGAAAUUCUCAAGUUAGAAAGACAGCAAUUAACAGAAAAACAAUUGGAACAUUUGAAAGUAUUCAAAAAAUUAAGAUUCUUAAAGAUUGCUUAUGAACUCAAUGCCAAUUAUAUGAAAGAAAUAGUAUCUUCCCUAACUAGUAUUCGUACAAUUGUUGUGGAAUGUUGCUGCCUGUUCCACCAACAAAGAGAUCAAAAUGAUACUCAGCAAUUGUAUCACCAAAGAAUGAGUAUGGAAAAGCAAAAGAUAAUAGGCUAUGCACCUCAUAUUAAAAUUGAAUUGGAAGAAAUGCAUUGUGAAUAA